Messenger RNA from Dicrocoelium dendriticum, 1403 nucleotides. Lineage: Eukaryota; Metazoa; Platyhelminthes; Trematoda; Plagiorchiida; Dicrocoeliidae. The record is from the annotation of a GenBank genome assembly.
GCUCCAUACAAUGGUAUCUCUGUCAGUGUUUAUAAGACGGAAUGCAUCCUGUUGGAGUCACGUAAAGAUGGGUCCACCGGAUGCAAUACUCGGUGUCACUGAAGCUUAUAAACGCGACAAAAAUCCAAAGAAAGUAAACCUCGGAGCCGGUGCUUACAGGGACGACGAUGGCAAACCUUUUGUCCUCCCUUCCAUACGCGAAGCAGAAAGACGCAUCAUGACAAGGUGUUUGGAUAAAGAAUACGCGGGAAUCGCUGGUAUAUCGGAAUUCUGUAAAUUGGCUUUUGAGCUUGCGAUGAGUGAAAAGUCUCCAUUUGUCACCUCCGGCCAAAACGCCACCGUUCAAUCAAUCUCCGGUACGGGAGCUUUACGUUUAGCCGGCGCCUUUUUGCAUAAAUUCGGAUUGCAAAAGGAUAUUUGGAUGCCAACACCUACUUGGGGCAACCACAGCUCCAUUUUCACACACAGUGGGCUGAAUAUUCAUCACUAUCGCUACUACGACCAGAACACCUGUGGUUUCGAUGCGGCGGGAUGCAUGACUGACCUGAGCGCAAUCCCGAAAGGUCAUACGGUACUUCUUCAUGCCUGUGCACACAACCCCACCGGUGUCGACCCUUCUUUCGAACAGUGGCGCGAACUUGGCAGCAUUAUUGAAUCUCGAGAACUGAUUCCUUUAUUUGACUUUGCUUAUCAGGGGUUCGCUUCGGGCGAUGUGGAUCGCGACGCUGCAGCUGUACGCCACUUCGUGGAGAACCUCCGUUUUCCAUCAAUGUUCAUCACGCAGAGCUUUGCGAAGAAUAUGGGACUGUACGGCGAGCGUGUUGGGGCACUAACCAUGUUGUGUUCGUCCACUGAAGAGGCCGAACGCUGUCUGUCACAGUUAAAAAUCAUUAUUCGCAGUAUGUACAGCAAUCCGCCCAUCCACGGAGCCCGUAUUGCAACGGAAGUUCUCUCCGACAGCAACUUACGUAGCAUGUGAUGGCGUGAUAUUCCCAUGCUGUGCUUGUUGUCUAAAAGCCGUAACGAAAGACACUGAUCGCAGCUGGAAUCGAUGAGGCUACGCGAUGUGAAGUCUUUGGCGGACCGUAUCAUUUCCAUGCGCAGGAGUCUCGUCAAGAACCUAACGAAGGAGGGCUCCAAACGAAAUUGGUCCCAUAUUGAAAACCAAAUUGGCAUGUUCUGCUACAGCGGUCUGACACCUGAACAGGUUGAUCGCCUUACGCGAGAGUAUUCUAUUUAUUUGACGCGCGACGGACGAAUCAGCAUCGCUGGGCUGUCCUCAAACAAUGUCGAAUACCUUGCACAUGCAAUUCAUCAAGUUACCAAAUGAACCGAGAAUGUAUCCGAUAUUUCCCUAUUUUGAAUAUUGAUAUGCCCAAAUUCUUGGCGAGUACACAUCUUUG